UCUAAGUCUCUUCAAAAUGUUAAUAAACUAAUUCCUAUAUCACCUCCUAUGCUAUCAAUCAAUUCAUCUUAUGAUAGUAAGACAUCUUAUAAUUCAAAAUCAAGAAGACAAAACAACAACGACCCUUCAUCAAGAAAGGAUUUAUGGGAGCGCCUUUUCUAUCAAGGUUAUAAAGCAGAUGUUUGCAUUAACACUAAUAGUGGUGUUGUUUAUGCUCAUUCUAACAUUAUUGCCAUGGCUUCUCCUGUAUUGAGAGGCAUGUUAAAGCAAGCACGUCGACAUGGACGAUGGCGAACAAUAUCAAUCAUUGGGGUUCCACAUGAUGCAGUCCAAGUUUUUAUUCGAUAUUUGUACACUUAUAGUUACGAGAAAGAAGAUAUGGAUGAAUUUGUUCUACAUUUGUUGGUGUUGUCGCAUGUAUACAUGGUUCCUCACUUGAAGUGUGAAUGUGAACAAAAACUAGAAUUGGGUUUACUCACCAUGGAUAACUUGGUUGACGUGUUUCAACUAGCAUUGUUAUGUGAUGCUCCAAGACUUAGUCUCAUUUGUCAUCGCAAGAUAUUGAAAAACUUCAAAGUUGUUUCAAAGUCAGAAGGAUGGAAAUCAAUGAAGUUAAGUCACCCAUUUCUAGAAAAGGAAAUUAUAGAGUCAAUGAUAAAUGAAGAAAAUAUAAAAAAGGAAAGGAUGAGAAAAAUGAAUGAAAGAAAGGUAUAUCUACAAUUGUAUGAAGCCAUGGAAGCUCUUGUUCAUAUAUGUAAAGAUGGUUGUCGAACUAUUGGUCCUUAUGACAAAGAUCUUCGAGCAAACCAACCAUGUAAGUAUUCAGCAUGCAACGGAUUAGAGUUGCUUGUUCGUCAUUUUGCUGCAUGUAAGUUGAGAGUUCCCGGAGGUUGUGUUCAUUGCAAGAGGAUGUGGCAAUUAUUCGAGUUACACUCUCGAUUAUGUGUUAUUCCGAACGAUUGUAAAGUUCCUUUAUGCAGGAACUUUAAGGAACGAAUAUCAAAACAAAGCAAGAAAGAUGAAAUUAGGUGGAAAAUAUUGGUUGAAAAUAUCUUGAGAACAAAAGGAAUCAAUAUAGCAUCAUGUUUUUUGCGACAAUGA
Vigna radiata var. radiata (mung bean) is the source of this 1101-nucleotide messenger RNA. Its product is annotated as BTB/POZ and TAZ domain-containing protein 4. NCBI's taxonomy places the organism in Eukaryota, Viridiplantae, Streptophyta, Magnoliopsida, Fabales, Fabaceae. The transcript is spliced from 5 exons. The coding region runs from base 49 to 1101 and encodes 350 amino acids. The record is from RefSeq and is a predicted model, not a curated record. Gene Ontology annotation, molecular function: protein binding.